Molecule: messenger RNA, 2593 nt
Organism: Anolis sagrei ordinatus
Lineage: Eukaryota; Metazoa; Chordata; Lepidosauria; Squamata; Anolidae
Product: GRB2-related adapter protein
Biological process (GO): regulation of MAPK cascade; signal transduction
Cellular component (GO): cytoplasm; COP9 signalosome; plasma membrane
Molecular function (GO): epidermal growth factor receptor binding; phosphotyrosine residue binding
Source: RefSeq, a predicted model, not a curated record
CGCAUAGCUUUGCAGAAGGAAGGCUUCGAGCAGGUCUUCCCCAAAGGUCCAGCUUUGAAAAAGGGGUCCGUCUGCAAAAAAAAGGCCAGCGAGGCUCAACAACGACGUAGAGGAAAGCCGCAUGUCUUUCCAGUUCUCCGUUGGACCUUAGGAUGGAAGCCAUUGCGCUUUACAACUUCCAGGCAGAAGAGAAGGAUGAACUUGCCUUCAAGAAAGGAGACACGCUCAAGAUCCUGAACAUGGAAGAUGACCUCAACUGGUACAAAGCUGAGCUCUUUGGCGUCGAGGGAUUCGUCCCCAAAAAUUACAUCAAAAUGCGGCCUCAUCCGUGGUACUCUGGCAAGAUUUCGCGGCAAGGGGCCGAAAAAGCGCUCCUCAAACGCCAGUUUCGGGGAGCCUUUCUCAUUCGAGAGAGUGAGAGCAGCCCCGGAGACUUCUCCAUCAGCGUAAACUGCAGCGACGAAGUCCUCCACUUCAAGGUCCUCCGGGAGAAGAGAGGGAAGUACCACCUCUGGGACGAGAAGUUCAACUCCAUCAACGAACUGGUGGAUUUCUACCGGAGCCACAGCAUCGGCAAGAAGCAGGAGGUCUUCCUCCGAGACCACGGCGAAAUGCAAGAGCCCAAGAAGGCAAAGUUCGUCCAAGCCCAGUUCAAUUUCUCGGCCGAAAACCCUUCCCAGCUGAGUUUCCGCAGAGGAGACGUUCUUGAGAUCCUGGACGCUUCCGACCCCAAUUGGUGGAAAGGGAAGAUCGGGGUCAAAACGGGCCUCUUGCCCCGGAACUAUGUCUUCCCCUUGCGCCUGUGAUCCAUUUUUGACCAAAAACCAAUUGGGAGGCUGGUUUGUUCAGCUGUCCGAAACAUCUCCAGAACUUCUUUGGUAGACCUCAAUGGCUCUCCUUCUUGGAUCUCCUUCCAGAAAAUGAUGGACAUCGGUGGGAAAAUGUUUUUCAUACCAAACUUUGGUUUUCAAGCUCUUUGGACUCAUGACCGCAAGAUGCAAAACUAUGGGUGCUUCUAAAUCAAUCACUUCCAACCCUUGGCUAGAGAGCAUCUACACUGUCAAAUGAAUAGGAGUUGUAGUUCUGCAGUAUCUUGACCCUUCCCUGCCAAAGACUGUCCAGACUUUGGUUGAACUGGCAUGGCUCAAUGCCAUGCAUUCCUGGGAAUAGUCAUUUGGCAAGGUCUUGAGCGUUCUCUGCCAUGACUUAAUGUGAUGGAAUCUUGGGAGUUGUAGUUUUGCAAGAUCUUGAGCCUUCUCUGCCAUGGCUCAGAGCCAUGCAAUCCUGGGAGUAGUAGUUUUACAAGAUAUUGAACUUCUUUUGCCAUGUCUGAAUGCCAUGCAAUCCUGGGAGUAGUAGUUUUGCAAGGUCUUGAGCCUUCUCUGCCAUGGCUCAAUCCUGGGAGUAGUAGUUUUGCAAGGUCUUGAACCUUAUUUGCCAUGGCUUCAUGCCGUGCAAUGCUAGGAGUUGUAGUUUUGCAAGGUCUUCAGCUUUCUCUGCCAUGGCUUAAUAUGGUGGAAUCCUAGGAGUUGUAGUUUUGCAAGAUCUUGAGCCUUCUCUGUCAUGGCUUAAUGUGAUGGAAUCCUGGGAGUUUUAGUUUUGCAAGGUCAUGAGCCUUCUCUGCCAUGGCUCAAUGCUGGAGUAGUAGUUUGCAAGGUCUUGAGUUUUCUCUGCCAUGGCUUAAUGUGAUGAAAUCCUGGGAGUUGUAGUUUUGCAAGGUCUUGAACCUUCUUUGCCAUGGCAGAAAGCCGUGCAAGGCUGGAAGUUAUAGUUUUGCAAGAUUUUGAGCUUUCUUUGCCAUAUCUGAAUGCCAUGUAAACAUGAUAGUUGUACUUUUACAAUGUCUUGAGCCUUCUUUUCCAUGGCAGAAAGCCGUGGAAGGCUGGAAGUUAUAGUUUUGCAAGAUUUUGAGCUUUCUUUGUCAUAUCUGAAUGCCAUGCAAACAUGAGAGUUGUAGUUUUACAAGGUCUUGAGCCUUCUUUGCCAUGGCAGAAAGCCGUGCAAUGCUGGGAGUUGUAGUUUUGCAAGAUUUUGAGCUUUCUUUGCCAUAUCUGAAUGCCAUGCAAACAUGAGAGUUGUAGUUUUACAAGGUCUUGAGCCUUCUUUGCCAUGGCAGAAAGCCGUGCAAUGCUGGGAGUUGUAGUUUUACAAGAUCUUGAGCUUUCUUUGCCAUAUCUGAAUGCCAUGCAAACAUGAGAGUUGUAGUUUUGCAAGGUCUUGAGUCUUCUUUGCCAUAGCUCUGUGCAACAGAAUCCUGGAGACAGCAGUUCAGUGAGGAACCAUAACGCCUUGGCAGAGAAACUGGACCAUCUGGGAUUCCAUAGCAUUGAGUUAUGGUAACCAAAGUGGUGUCAAACUGCACUGAUUCGACAGUGUAGAUGCAUUCUAGCAGAGGCUUCAGCAGUUUGCUUUUGCUGGAGCUGACUAGGAAGGACAAAAAUCCACUCCAGUUGCAAACCUGGUUUUCCACUUUGCAGCAAUGGAAGGAAGCUGAGGAUGAAGGAGGAGAAGGGGGGAGAUAAACCGGGACAUUUUAAAAGCAGCCAAAAUAGUUGGAUGGCAGAGGAGUAAUCUGGACAAUCCUUGCUGAACA